AUGGGAGACGACAAUUGGGAAAAGCUUCAGCUGCCAAGUGCUAACGUUGGAAGAUUGAUGAAGAAGAUAAUUCCUCAAACGUCAAAGAUUUCUAAAGAAGCCAAACAGACAAUGCAAGAAUGUGCAACAGAGUUCAUCAGCUUCGUGACAAGUGAAGCUGCAGAAAAGUGUAACAGAGAGAAUCGUAGAACUCUCAACGGAGAAGACAUUUAUUGGGCUUUUGGUGCUCUUGGCUUGGAUAACUAUGCCGACGCUACCGCCAAGUACUUGCUCAACUACAGGGACGCCCAAACAAUGAAGAUUCAUAACAAACAUUGUGGAUUUCAACAACAAGGAGAACAUAACAACCAUGACGACAACGGUGACGACGACGGGAAAUUUUAUCUGGCUAACAAGGGUGAAAGUUCUCAAACAAAUUAG
This is a messenger RNA of Momordica charantia (bitter melon), 420 nucleotides long. The record is from RefSeq and is a predicted model, not a curated record. NCBI's taxonomy places the organism in Eukaryota, Viridiplantae, Streptophyta, Magnoliopsida, Cucurbitales, Cucurbitaceae.